Messenger RNA from Ilex paraguariensis (yerba mate), 1422 nucleotides. NCBI's taxonomy places the organism in Eukaryota, Viridiplantae, Streptophyta, Magnoliopsida, Aquifoliales, Aquifoliaceae. The record is from the annotation of a GenBank genome assembly.
AUAGCGACCCCAAAUGAUUGGGACAUAAGGCUUAGUUUGGUUUGGUUUAUGGACGUGAAGCAAACCCCCCACCCACACACACAACCAAAUGGGAAAAAAAAAAAGAAAUAAGAAAAUACUGGAUUCUGGAGGGAUGGGAUACUUUGGAAUUUGGAUUCAUGUAAUUUGAGGAAGACUGUCUUAUUUUUUGUUGUCUUUGGGUGACUUUAGACGGGUAUAAGGACAGUCAUGACGUGUGUUAGGAAUGAAAGCAAUUAUAGAAUGAUAAAUUUCUGCCAAGUUGAAAUCGACAUGAUCUCUGAGUUAUCUUGGGGCAUUGCGCUUUCAGGUGCCAACUUGAACAAAGCGAGGCUCAAAUUCCCACUCUGUGGACUGUUUAUAGUGGGGCAUUGUGGAUUUUUAACAGCUGAUCGGCAUUAUCUCUUGCAGGUCAAAGAUUUGGAAGUGGAACUUGAAACUACAAAGCAGAGUGGCAAAGAAAACCUGCAGCAAGCGAUUCUUAUUGAAAGGGAAAGAUUUACACAAAAGCAGUGGGAUACGGAGGAGCUCAGAAGAAAAUGUAUGGAGCUGGAGUUGAAGUUGAAGUCUGAACAGGAUGAAAAGGCUGACCUGGAGUCAACAAAAGUCUCCAUCAUUCAAGAGAAUGAAAUACUGCUCCAAGAGUUGGAUGAUGCAAGGGAGCAGCUUGAGAAGUUGCAGAAACGUCAUGACGAGUUAGAGUUGAAGUCAAAAGUGGAUGUCAAAGUCCUUGUUAAGGAGAUCAAAUCUCUUCGAAGUUCUCAAUCAGAAUUGAAGCAGGAGCUUAGCAGAUUGGCGAAGGAAAAAUUAGAAGUGGAGAGAGUCCUCCACAAGGAAAAGCAAAGAAGAGAAGAUGCAAAUGCUGCUAAUGCAAAGUUGCUGCAUGAAUGUGAAAUUCUUCGCAGCCGUCUUGAAGAAUGCAGCAUUAAUUUCCUCAUUGAGGAAGAAGAUAAAUUGGUCAUGGAUACUUCGUCAACAUCUGACGCAAUCGAUGUAUUGACGACAGCUGACAAUCGAAUUGGUCUUCUUGUUGCAGAGGCACAGCUCCUUGCACAAGAUGUAGAAAAUUCUGUUGCAGCUGUGAGUGGCAAUGCCAAUGGUAGCAAUGAAAGGACAGCAGAUGAAGACUUGAGGAGGAUGUUGACAAAUAUUCUUAUUGACAAUGCACAAUCGAGGAAACAGGUUAACUCUGUUAUACGUUGUGCCUUGAGUGCGGGUGAUAAAUCAGAGAAGGAUGAGGAAGAAACCUCUUCAAGAAGAACUGUUCUUAGCAAGUUCUUGGAAAGAUGAUGUAAGAAACAUUGUUUAUAUAUCUUUUUAUACACAUACUACGAGGACCCUUCCAUCAACCAGGUAAUAAUAAUGAAGCAGUUGUCCAUAUAAUUUUGCAGGUCUAUGGUGGAG